UUUGUCCGUUCUUGUUCUCUCUACAACCCCCCAAAUAUUUAAUUUAUCCGGCUGUCAUAAAGUGAGGUUAUGUCCACUUACGCAAACACAACAAUGCAAUGGAACCAAAACAUGUGUCGAAUCUGCGGCCAAAUCAACGAAACCUGUCACCUCAUCUUCAGCAAGAACCCCCCGACCGACAUCGAAGACAAAAUCAAAAAAUGCCUGAAACUAGAGCUUUUUAAGGACGACUACAAACCGAAGCAAGUAUGCAACCCCUGUUUGUUGAAGCUCGACGACUUCUACCAGUUCUUGACCAUCUGUCACGCCACUGAUCAGAAAUUCGAGUCGAUUUUGAUGAACCGACAGGAUUGGGGCAACGACACGAUUCUGGACUACACGCAGCAGAAAAUGAGCGUUAUUGUGACCGCAAAACCGACUUUGGAGCAACUGGAUUGUAACGAAAUCGAUUUGUAUAAAGAAUCGGUGCUCCCGCUGGAGAAUUGCUCGAUAAACGAGCACGAGAUGCUGGAAAUUGUAGAAAACGCGAGUUACACGAACUUGCAGGAGAAUUUAGAUUAUUUGAAUGGGGGUUACGGGAUGAAGAAGUACGGGGAUUUUUAUCAAGAGUCGACGGUUUUGCGGCACUCGUCGAACUACCAGUCGCAGGAUUCGUGUUCGUCGAACGUUGCGAUUAACUAUAGUUGCCAGAACGUCAAUCCUGAUUUGUACCAGAACCCUGACUUGAACUACACGAAUGUCGGGCUUGACUACUCUAAUUACAGCGCGCGAGAAAAUAUAGAACCUUUUGCGACUACGUACGUAGAAAAACAGACGGAACGUCGCGUGGAUAAAGUUUUUCCGUGCCCCCAUUGCGACAAGAAGUUCAAACGUAGAGUCACCCUUAAUGCGCAUAUCGCGGUUCAUACGAAAAUUCGCCCCUAUGUUUGUGACGUCUGUAAGAAGACUUAUGCCACUAAGUGUGACUUAACCAAUCACCAAAAAAUUCACACGGACCGCAACAAGUGUAAAUUUUGCUCGAGCUCGUUUCCGGCUCCGAGUAAAUUACAGAGACACCUGCGGACCCACACUAAAGACAAGCCCUUCGUGUGCGAUUUCAAAAAUUGUGGGAAAUCGUUCUCUGAUAAGAGGAAUCUUGAUGGACAUAAGGCUCUUCAUUCCAACGAGUUUAAUUUUAGUUGUAAGGAGUGUGGAAAGGCGUUCCGGACGAAGAAUAGGUUGAAACAACACGGGAAGUCGCAUAUGGUGUCCACGCCCUAUGUUUGUGAGAUUUGUUCAAAGGCUUAUAAGUACAAGUCGACGUUGAUUUUUCACUUGAAGAAACACAACGGGUAUUAUUGCCCCCAUUGCGAGAAGAAUUGUGAGAAGGCGGUUAAGUUGAUAAGACACAAGAGGGUGUGCGGAAGCAGGCCGAAAUGAAGGGGGCUGUCGCGAUUUAAACAAGGUUAUAGAGUUUUUGUUGAUUUUAGAAGUUUGAGGGUCACCCGCUUUCGUACUUUUUUACUUUUUCUAGCCAUUGUAACUACUGUAGGUACAAGUUUUGACCGGAUUUGGGGCCCGAGAUUGUCAACAGCGUCAGGAUUAAACUUCUGGGUUGUAAAUGGGGCGAAUAAAUUGAGGAAUCUUUAUUUCUGUCCAUAAUCCACAGUUAUUACAACAAAUGAUAGUCAAUUUAAUAAAUAACGUCGCUUACGAAUUACAAAUACUAGAUUUCAGUCCCUCGUCU
Zophobas morio is the source of this 1726-nucleotide messenger RNA. RefSeq names its product zinc finger protein 267-like. Gene Ontology annotation, cellular component: nucleus. The coding region runs from base 70 to 1419 and encodes 449 amino acids. The record is from RefSeq and is a predicted model, not a curated record. Gene Ontology annotation, molecular function: zinc ion binding. The transcript is spliced from 2 exons. NCBI's taxonomy places the organism in Eukaryota, Metazoa, Arthropoda, Insecta, Coleoptera, Tenebrionidae.